This is a messenger RNA of Saccharomyces eubayanus, 1479 nucleotides long. It is a transcript of the gene MSB4, whose product is annotated as Rab GTPase-activating protein MSB4. The record is from RefSeq and is a predicted model, not a curated record. Bases 1 to 1479 code for a protein of 492 amino acids. Lineage: Eukaryota; Fungi; Ascomycota; Saccharomycetes; Saccharomycetales; Saccharomycetaceae. The transcript has a single exon.
AUGAUAAGGUCAUCAACUAUAUCAACUGAAGCCGCCUUGGUGCCUAACGAAAAGGUUUUGGAUACGAUGUCGUCAUACAACGAAGAUGGUGCAAAUUAUAGCGUGCUUGAUUUAUACGACGACGAUGAAGAAGACGGCAAUGGCUCCUUACUAGAACAAAAUGAAAUACUGACGACACGUGAGCUUGAGAAAGCAAAGGCUUUCACGAGCUUAGUGAUGGCAGAUCCCGAGAAUUUUGAUAGAUAUGGAUUUAGUAAAAAAAGCUAUUUUAUACUACAGGAAGAAUAUGAUAAAUGGUUGGUUGAAUACAGUAGAUACAGCGAGAGAAGGAAAAAAAAAUGGGAGAACCUUUUAUCGAAGAAUAAAAUCAACCUCAACAAUGAUAACCCGCUAACGUAUCCUGCAAGAAGUGAAGAGUUGAAAAAAUUUGUUAGGAAAGGAAUACCAGCAGAAUGGAGAGGGAAUGCAUGGUGGCAUUUUGCGGGAGGGCAAGAAAAACUGGAUAUCAAUGUUGGAAUGUAUGAUAGAUUGAAGGAAGAUUGUCGUGCGGGCGCUGUGUCUGGGAAGGAUAUGGAAGCUAUAGAGAGAGAUAUUUAUCGAACUUUCCCCGAUAACAUUCAUUUCCACAAGGAAUCUUUUCAGAGGGGGGAGCCCGCGAUGAUCCAGUCGCUACGUCGAGUCUUGAUGGCGUUCUCUAUUUAUGACGGGGCCAUCGGAUACUGCCAAUCGAUGAAUUUUCUUGUGGGCUUGCUGCUAUUGUUCAUGGACGAAGAGAAGACAUUUUGGAUGUUGGUUAUAAUCACUGGCAAGUAUUUACCUGGAGUGUAUGAAUCCGAUCUGGAGGGCGCGAACGUGGACCAAGGGGUGCUAGUGCUAUGCAUCAAGGAAUACUUACCUGAAAUAUGGUCGCACAUAGAAUCAUCGUACAUGAACGGCAACGGCAGUACGCGCCAGAUACCAAGGCCGAAUCCGGAGGAGCAGUAUCUUAGUAGAUUGCCUACGCUGACUUUAUGUACAGCAAGUUGGUUUAUGAGCUGUUUUGUCGGGGUAGUGCCCAUUGAGACGACGCUGAGAAUAUGGGACUGUUUGUUUUACGAAGAGUCGCAUUUCUUAUUUAAAGUAGCGCUAGGAAUAUUGAAAUUAAGCGAAAGCGAGUUUUUGGAGAGCAAAAGCCAAAAACUGUUCAGGCAAUACUCUUCGUACACGUUUGGAGGUGGCAAUGAUGCAGACUCGAGUUUCAAAAGGCUGAAAAAUAAGAUCAAGACACAGGAGGAGGCGGAUAUGGAGAUUUUGCAGGUGAUUCAGAACUUUCCCAAGCGUCUGCUGAACCCGAACGAAAUCUUCGAGAAGAUAUUGAUGAAGAAGAAGAUUUCAUUAAAUAGCAUUAAUCAAGAGACAAUCGAUCGCGGCAGGGAGUAUGUGGCGAUGGAGAGGAACAGACAAAGGGCAAGUAGCCGCCCAAAGGGGAAAAGGAACUAA